Homalodisca vitripennis (glassy-winged sharpshooter) is the source of this 3820-nucleotide messenger RNA. RefSeq names its product neuroligin-4, Y-linked (gene Nlg3). The coding region runs from base 148 to 2913 and encodes 921 amino acids. Gene Ontology annotation, cellular component: synapse; postsynaptic membrane; cell surface. Gene Ontology annotation, biological process: chemical synaptic transmission; modulation of chemical synaptic transmission; synaptic vesicle endocytosis. The record is from RefSeq and is a predicted model, not a curated record. Gene Ontology annotation, molecular function: neurexin family protein binding; signaling receptor activity. The transcript has 13 exons. NCBI's taxonomy places the organism in Eukaryota, Metazoa, Arthropoda, Insecta, Hemiptera, Cicadellidae.
AGAUACAAGUAUUUCAUACUGAGAACCAGCAUCUUACAUUGAAAGAUUUGAAUAUGGAGAACUGCCACUUCUCCCGAUAAAGAGCUCAAGCAUCCUAGGAUGAAAUCAGUCCACAUAUGGAGGUGACAAAAAACUGUACAUAAAAUAAUGGCCUUUGAAAUCUCUCGUCGUGGAGUGGUGUUAAAGCGUGUGUGGCGAGCGCGGCGUUGGCGCUGUCAGUGUCUGUGGCCGGUGCUAGUGGGAGUGUUGCUACUGGGGGAGAUGGCCCAGGGGUUCGUGGCCAGCCGGGUGGUACGGACCAAGAACGGCGAGGUGUCAGGGCUGGUGGUCACGCCAGAGAGUAGACACCUCGACCCGGUGGAAGUGUUCCGUGGGGUCCCAUACGCCUCCCCACCCACCGGUGUGCUGCGGUUCAUGCCCCCUGUAACCGGUGCCCUCUGGUCCGGGAUCAAGACUGCGGACCGUUUCAGUCCUGUGUGUCCCCAGCGGCUUCCCGAUAUUCAUAACGAGACUGCCGCUCUCAAGCGGAUGCCGCGGGGCCGCCUGGAAUACCUCAAACGGCUCUUGCCCUACUUGAGUAACCAGAGCGAGGACUGUCUCUACCUCAACAUUUACGCUCCAGUCCAAGCAGACAGAGACACUUUAGCUAAGUAUCCUGUGUUGGUGUUUAUCCACGGAGAAUCGUAUGAAUGGAACUCCGGCAACGUUUACGACGGUUCUGUUCUCGCCAGCUACGGAGGUCUAGUCGUAGUUACAGUCAACUACCGCCUCGGCAUUCUUGGUUUUCUGAACGCCAAUACGGAUCUUCAUCUGCGGUCUCCAGCCAACUAUGGGCUGAUGGACCAGAUCGCUGCUCUCCACUGGAUACAGGAGAACGUGGCAUUCUUCGGUGGAGACUCCACCAACGUGACUCUCGUGGGCCACGGCACCGGUGCUGCCUGCGUACAUUUCCUCAUGACGUCGAGCGCCGUGCCGGAUGGACUUUUGUUUCACCGGGCCAUCCUAAUGUCCGGCUCCGCACUGAGUCCCUGGGCGCUGGUGAGGGAGCCCGCUCGCUUUGCUCGACAGGUGGCCAAGCACGCCAACUGUUCCCCCGAACUGCCACAUCCUCACUUGCUCAAGUGUUUGAGGGAACGACCCCUAGAGGCGCUGCUGUCAACUCCUAUUGACGUACCCGAGUUCUCUACGGCCUUUGGUCCUUCCGUGGAUGGGGUCGUCAUAGACAACGGCAACCCUGAACCUCGUUCUUCCAACAACCAAGACAGCGGCCACGGUCAGUACGGCGAGUACAGUGCCUCAGGCCCCGGCAGGCCCCCGGCCCCACCAGCUCACGAUUCUCACACGGGUGGCUAUAUCAACCUCAACAACCCGCUUGCCAGAAAGGCGAUGAUAGCCAAAAUGUCCAGGUAUGACCUGUUGCUGGGUGUCGUCAAAGCGGAAGCGUACACGACGUUUAGUGGGGACGAUGUGCAGUACGGCAUAGAAUCCGAGCGCAGGACCCGGAUUCUCAGAACGUUUGUUCGUAACACGUACAGGUACCACUUGUCGGAGAUCCUCGCAACAAUCGCCAAUGAAUACACGGACUGGGAGCGGCCCGUGCAGCAUCCUAUCAACAUCCGGGAUGAGACUCUGGAGGCGCUAAGUGACGCUCAGGUGGUGGCUCCUGUCAUUCACACCGCCGACCUGCAUUCCUCCGCGCGCCGCAACUCUUUCCUCUACGUCUUCGACUAUCAGACCAAGUUCGGAGACUACCCUCAGAGACAAGGAUGUAUCCACGGGGAGGAACUGCCCUACGUGUUCGGCGCACCCUUGGUGUCGGGUAUGAUGCACUUCCCACGCAACUAUACCAAGUCCGAGAUGUUGCUGUCGGAAGCCACCAUACUGUACUGGAGCAACUUUGCACGCACAGGGAAUCCAAAUGAACCCCAAGAGACAGAACUAGUCCAUGGAUUCAGACAGGAGAAAAAUCGUUUUAAGAAUAUCGAAUGGUCACCUUAUGAGUCCGUUCACAAGAAAUACUUAUGUUUAGAUACAAAACCCAAACUGAAGAAUCACUACCGCGCGCACCGCCUGUCAUUCUGGCUAAACUUGGUACCGGACCUGCACAGGCCGGGGGGUGACGACGUGCCGCGGACACACCAUCAGCUUGAGACCGAAGAACACGCUCACAUGUUCCCAUCGGUUCCGUCCUCGAAAAAGCCCCCAGACACAACACCACCUCAAAACUUGGCACCUGGUGUCAUUCCCUCCCCAUCCUACGAGAAUAACUCCCUGAGUCUCUACAUGCCGCCAGUGGUCGUUGUAGCACCUUCCUCCUCUGAUCGAGGAUCUGCAGCCCAAGAAGGCUCCGACAACAAUAAUCAGGAGGACGGAUUUGCAGCUUACUCAACUGCCCUGAGCGUCACAGUGGCAAUAGGCUGUUCACUUCUGCUGCUCAAUGUGCUGAUCUUUGCUGGCGUCUACUAUCAGCGUGACAAAGGGCGGCAUGGCGACACCAGUCCUGCCAGCAACAAUAGCACAGCCUCCUGCAACUCCACGCUCAAGAAACGUCAGGAGAACGGAGGCCCUAUGAGCAACAUCUGUGUAACUGGGGGCCCAACUGAACUUUUACAAAUAAUGGAGACCAGAACGUCGUCCAGCAUGCCUUCAAUUCUAAAGACGCCGACGUCGGACACGACGCUACUUGUUUUGCAACCCCCACAGAGCCACCGCCUGCCCCCUGCGGAAUUCGCCGACACGGGAGGCGCUGUACCGAGGCCGCCCCCGCCACCUAAGGCCACUAAGCCACCAACACCUGCCGAGACACAGCCACUGCUGGCGCCACAAGGCAGCAUUCAGCUCAUCAGCACACAUCCUGGUACUCUGACCAGAAAGCACGGCCAGGGCAAGCCGAUGGAGGAGUUGCGGGUGUGACAAAUCGAGCGGCAGGUCGACUUUCGGUGCCUGGCGAACGAUCUAAACCGGAUAUGUGACCAGUUGAAUCGCAGUAAACCGGAGACGGAGGAUGUGCUUUAUCAUGUGUGACCAUUGUACAGUGUACAUAUUGUUGUUACUGUCGAUCUUUUUAUGCUGAAAUCGAAUUCCAGACUUGCGAUUUUGAGUGUUUUGGUUUUAAUAUAUCAAAAUAUAAUUUUUUAACUAAUGCAAAUGUAACAUACAUAUGUUAUGGAGCUUAGGAAAAAUAAAUAUUUUAUUUCAGUCAAAAAUAUCGUACAAGGAUAAAAUAGUUUUCUUUAAUGAUAAUUAUCAAGACAAAUGAUUAAACCAGUUUGUGGUAUUAAUGGCAUAUGGGUAGCAUUGCAAGUUUGUGAGCUACUCUUAAAUUGUAUUGAAGACAUAUACUAAUGUUCAUUUAUAAAUUUGUAUUUCACUUGCUCAAAAUGGAAAUGCUUAUUUCUUAAGCCUUUAUUCACCAACCAAAUUUAUGUACGAUUAAAUAUUACAACUAUCUUUACUUAUUAGGAUAAAGAACACACUUUUAUGACCAGUUUUGUUCUGGUUCAGCUUCUUUAUCGGUUGUAUGUUUGAAUUUUAUUUCGACUUUAAACUUCUAUUGCAUUUUGUACUUUUACUCAAACUUCUUAUAUUAUUAUUAUAAAUUGUGUAUUAUUUUCAACUCACUGUAGCUGCGACGCACUUGGAGUUGUGUGACGUGUACGCCGAUGUGCGAUAUAGUGAUAUCAUGGACUUGUUAUUGUACGUGUAUAGGGUUACUGACUGUUUUAUCUUAUUCUAAUGCGGUUAGUAUGUAAAUAGCAAAUGUAUUACUUAUACAAAUGUUUAAUAUUAUUUUUGAAAUAAAAUUGUUGAUUGAAACGAU